GGGGGCAGGAGAAAAAAGCUUUUCCAAAAAAGUAUUGGCUGUCUUGAGGAAUGCGGUCCCCCCCUUGGGAAAGUACAUAUCUGGGAGCAGCAGGCGACUCCGCGCUCGCACUCCCGCUCCUCCGCCCGAUCGCGCGCUCGCCCCGCCGCUCCUGCCGCAGCCCCAGGGCCCCUCGCAGCCGCCACCAUGGACGCCAUCAAGAAGAAGAUGCAGAUGCUGAAGCUCGACAAGGAGAACGCCUUGGAUCGAGCUGAGCAGGCGGAGGCCGACAAGAAGGCGGCGGAAGACAGGAGCAAGCAGCUGGAAGAUGAGCUGGUGUCACUGCAAAAGAAACUCAAGGGCACCGAAGAUGAACUGGACAAAUACUCUGAGGCUCUCAAAGAUGCCCAGGAGAAGCUGGAGCUGGCAGAAAAAAAGGCCACCGACGCUGAAGCCGAUGUAGCUUCUCUGAACAGACGCAUCCAGCUCGUUGAGGAAGAGUUGGAUCGUGCCCAGGAGCGUCUGGCAACAGCUUUGCAGAAGCUGGAGGAAGCUGAGAAGGCAGCAGAUGAGAGUGAGAGAGGCAUGAAAGUCAUUGAGAGUCGAGCCCAAAAGGAUGAAGAAAAAAUGGAAAUUCAGGAGAUCCAACUGAAAGAGGCCAAGCACAUUGCUGAAGAUGCCGACCGCAAAUAUGAAGAGGUGGCCCGUAAGCUGGUCAUCAUUGAGAGUGACCUGGAACGUGCAGAGGAGCGGGCUGAGCUCUCAGAAGGCCAAGUCCGACAGCUGGAAGAACAAUUAAGAAUAAUGGAUCAGACCUUGAAAGCAUUAAUGGCUGCAGAGGAUAAGUACUCGCAGAAGGAAGACAAAUAUGAGGAAGAGAUCAAGGUCCUUUCCGACAAGCUGAAGGAGGCUGAGACUCGGGCUGAGUUUGCGGAGAGGUCAGUAACUAAAUUGGAGAAAAGCAUUGAUGACUUAGAAGACGAGCUGUAUGCUCAGAAACUGAAGUACAAAGCCAUCAGCGAGGAGCUGGACCACGCUCUCAACGAUAUGACUUCCAUGUAAACGUGCAUCCACUCUGCCUGCUUACACCCUGCCCUCAUGCUAAUGUAAUAAACUCACCACCAUCCCUUCCUUGCUCCCUGAUCUCCAUCUUUGCACUCUUGUGUUCACCCUUUUUGUCAUAACCUAGAAUAGUUAUUGUUUUUUCACUUUCUACUAAUAUAAAGGCCAACUAGAUUAAGUGUCUAUACAAACCGUUUUCUUUUCAGAAUCCUUUUAUUUUGUAAGUGCUAAACUGAGCAGUGAACUAGAAUGAGUGACCUUGAGCACUAUCCUUUUGGGAAAUUAAGCUAAACUCAAGUAAAACUAGACGGCCAUGCCAUUUGUUGUACAGGAACGUCUCAAGAAAUAUCAAAAAUUUGUUUCCUGAGAUUCAACUAAGUACAACAAAAUCAUUUUCAUAAAAUAAAUAUAAAUUGAAGGAACCCUUAAAGUGUCAGGUUAUUGAGAAUCUGAGGAUAAGGAAAUUGGCAUGAUCCCAUACAGCCCUAACAGUGGUACUAUAAAAGAUCAUCUCUUUUACUUUUAAGAAUUCUAGAGUAGGCCAGGCACAGUGGCUCACGCCUGUCAUCCCAGCACUUUGGGAGGCCGAGGCGGGCAAAUCACGAGGUCAGGAAACUGAGACCAUCCUGACUAACACGGUGAAACCCCGUCUCUACUAAAAAUACAAAAAAAAUUAGCCCGGUGUGGUGGCAACACCUGUAGUCCCAGCUACUCAGGAUGCUGAGGCAGGAGAAUGGUGGGAUCCCUGGAGGCGGAGCUUGCAGUGAGCUGAGAUCAUGCCACUGCACUCCAGCCUGGGGGACAGAGCGAGACUUCGUCUCAAAAAAAAAAAGAAAAAGAAUUCUAGAGUAAAAAGAACCCUCUGCUGAGUAACCAAGCCUUUAAUUUUCUGUUUUCAUAAAAAGAAUUAAAAUACCCACGAUAAAUACUUACCACAACCUGUGUCAAAGAAAUGGGAAAUUCAACACAGAUUGUAUAAUGUGAGCCUGGGAGUUAAUGGCCCAGAUUUUACUGUUAGGCAGUAAGAGUUGGAGUAGGUAGUCUUGUUAUCAUGAGAAGAACCUUCAACAGAUACAACUAAUUUACGUAUUACUAACCAAACUUCAAUAUUAAACUUUUCCUACUACUUUAAAUUCUAACCUGGAAUGUUUCAGGGUUCUUCAUUCUAAUAUCACCCUAAAUUCCCUGAAGCUGGAAAUGUCAUUUUCCAAGCCCACCUGUCAUUCAUUUACCCAUGCAGGAAAAAUGAUAACUUGAAGAGUAUGGCAUGUGCCUGUGGCCUUAGACGUUAUAGAAUCCCCACACUCAACAAAAAAGCCCCUAGAGACAUGACUGUUGCCAUGGAAACCAGAGAGCAGUCUAUCUUCUCAUCCCUCAUUUGUAAAUGAGGGGGAGGAGCAGAUCAUCUGUCUCUAAGGUCUUUUCCAGUACUAAAAUGUGGUGAUCCUUUGGGAAAAACUUUUUGCAUCAAGUAUGAUUAAAUAUUCUGAAAGA
Messenger RNA from Rhinopithecus roxellana (golden snub-nosed monkey), 2535 nucleotides. RefSeq names its product tropomyosin 1 (gene TPM1). The coding region runs from base 187 to 1041 and encodes 284 amino acids. The transcript has 9 exons. Gene Ontology annotation, cellular component: actin filament. Gene Ontology annotation, biological process: actin filament organization; cardiac muscle contraction. NCBI's taxonomy places the organism in Eukaryota, Metazoa, Chordata, Mammalia, Primates, Cercopithecidae. Gene Ontology annotation, molecular function: actin filament binding. The record is from RefSeq and is a predicted model, not a curated record.